UCGUCAACUAAGUUUCUUCGCUCUCCACUUCAUAAUAUCAACUUCAUUCUAAACAAUUAGAAAGAACAAAUUAUACAUGUCUCCACAAACAUAAACAAUAUUAAUUGUUUAAGGAAAAUAUAUUAUUUAGAAUAUUAAAUAUAACGGGAAAGUAAUUAUAUGUGUGUGGGCGGGUACCCUUGGGUCGGGUUUUCCUAAACCCAAACCCAACCCGACCCGGUGAAUAGUGUAGCUGGUUUAAACCCAAACCCGGUCCAAAACCCGUCAACAAGGAUUUUACCCGCGUUGACCGGGUUGGGUCGGGUGGGUACCCGUGGGUUCGGGUUUUGUUGCCAUCCCUAAGUCCGAUCGGGUAGAAGCUGCAAAGAGAGAAGAAGAGAGAGCUUUUCUUUCUUCCUUCAUUUCCCUUUUCUCCUUCUCUUGGCCCACUCAGAACAAGACACACUCUCUCUCUCUGUUUCUUGGUCGGACUCGUAGCUCAAAAACCCUUCCGCCAUUUCUCUCCUCCCUUCUUCCUCCUCCUUCAUUCCCACCGUUUCUUGAGCUCCUUCACCAAUGGACGAAGACGACGAAUUCGGAGAUCUCUACACUGAUGUGCUCCAGCCUUUCUCCAACUCCUCAACGUACGCUCUCCCGCCACCAUAGCUGCUGCUUCAGCUUCAGCCGAAACGGGCUUCCCCGCCACCGCCGCUUCCCUCCUCGUCAUCCGUCGAUCUCAAUCCUGACGACGAUGACGAGAUUCUCUACGUCGCAUCCGGGCGUGGUGAUCAAACCCUAGUGAAUUCCGCCCCCAAUUCGAAGCCUGAUGGAAAGUUCUCGGUCGUGGUCGGCGGCGGUUCCGAUUCAAGAUUAUGGAAUAAAAAUAAGGGUUAGGACACGAGGGGAAUUUUGACCGAUUUCUAUCCGGGGAGCCGGAUAAAGAUUUGGAUUUUGAUAUCGAAGAAGGUGGGAAUGCUGGGGAGGAUUCGGGUCUCGUCAUUCCUGGAAUGGGGGUUGAUAUGGUGGAGGACUCGAAGCAGAAUGGAGCGGCGGCGUGUGAUGGUGGCAUGGGUGGCAGGUGACCGAGGGGUUAAGGAGGGUGGAGAUGAAGAGUGGGACGAGGAAGACAGUGAUAGUGAAUACGAUCUGCAGAUCGUGUUGAACGAUACUAGGCCGAUGGGAAUGGACAGCAGCAUGAUAAAGGAAAGAAAAUGGAAAUAGCCCAUUUUUCGUUUUAUUUUUUUUUUCCGUUCAAAAUGAUAAAGGAAAGAAAAUGGAAAUAUGUAUAUAUUAAAAAAAUUGAAAUUUGCUGAGGUAGCAGUGACAUAGCGCAUUGACCGUUAGUCAACGCGUUUUAGCGUCCAAGUUAACGGUCAAAAGUCGGAUCUGGCCAAAUUGUUUAUUUUGAUGUAUAGUUCGGACAAGGAUUUUAUAGAUCGAAAAUAUUGGCCAGGAUGUUUAUUUUGGUCAAAGUUCAGGCCAUACAGAAAUAUUAACCUUUUAAACAUAUACUUAAAGCAAUUCUAUUGGUAUUGACUAAUAGAAAUUUAGACAGUUAAUAAUUAGUUUAUAGUUAGUAUUAAUUAUAGAUAAGUUAAGGGCAAUUAGGAAAUUUUAUUUCGUUAAAAAAUUAUAUUCCCCAUCCUCUACCACCACCCCAAUUGCCCAUCUCCAAGUCCCACAACCACCCUUCUUCGUCAUUCUCUACAAUCGCCCCAAUCGUCGCCGACUCCACACCACCGAAAAACCCCAUCUCCAUGUCCUUUCCCUCUUCCACCGCGCGGGCUCGCAUACAGCUAAAUCUACUGCACACAUUGUUUCGCUACCGUCUCCAUCUGAUUAGCAACGACAACAUCGCCCCUUCCUCCAACUUCACUCACCCAAUGGACCCGCCGAUUCUGCUGCUCCUAUGCACAAUCCCAAGGUUGCUGGCGGUUAUCCUCAAUCUGGGCACUUAUCUUUGGCAAUCCUUAAUUAGGCAAAAUUUUGGGUUGGUGUUUGAAUAAUAGGGUAAAAAAGCAGCUCUUAUUUGUUUCUUUAGUAGUUUCAAUUGAAAAUGAUUAUUGGAAUGAUUAUUAAUGAUUUUGUAUUGAUUUUCAAAGAAAUUCAAUUCCUAAUUAAUGAUUUGUUCAUUUGUUAUUAAGGAUUUUCAAUAUCUGUAUUAACGGCUUAAUGCAAUUUUAUAGAUGAUUCUUAAUUUUUAUGGAAAGGGAGGCAUAAGCCAAUGUUUCAAGAGAGAAGUACAAAAUCAGCUAAAGUCCCCUGCAAACUCGUAGAAGGAAAGCUAGCUAAAACACAAACCCAGGUGGCACAAAAUAGCAGCUCUAGGAACUAAAACAAAACCCCCAAAGAAACAUCAACUUCUAUUCUGCAGAAUAUGUCUGGGAAAGCUCACUCCCAUAAUGUCCUCCCUUAGGAUUCUAUCCAAAUCAGUUGGAGGGUGCGUUAAUUCAUGCAUAUCAAAGGGAUAGACGAGACUGUGCUUCGAGAGCCAGGCCACGUCUCUAUUCCCUUCAAGAUAUGUAUGGAUUAGACGAACCACCCAAAUUUGCAACAUCAACCUGCGGAUAGCCGUCAACAUGAUUGAGUAUGGUUGUGUUGAGUCGUCACGAUUCUUGAUUAACUCCAAAGCCAUCAUCGAAUCCGUUUCAAGAAUUAGGAAUUGAGUUCCUUAACUUCAAGAAAACUCGAGUCCUUGAUAAACUCCCACAGUUGUGCUAACAUUGCCGAUCGUGUCCCAAUUUUGCAGCAAAAGCCACCUAACCAGUCACCUUGUUGUUUUGCAGCACCCCACCUGCUGUUGCUAGCCCUGUUCCACCCUGAAUCGCACCAUCUGUGUUCAUUUUUCUCCAGCCUCUUGGCACACAGGUCCAGCUGAUCAGCUGCUCCUCUAGUUGGGGUCUCUCAUUAGUAGCUAAGCCAACACACGCUCUAUCCUAGGUCUGCAACCAAUCCUUAGCUUUCGUCGUGACGUAGUUGAUCACUAUAGAUUCUGUAAGCCUCUUCCCCUGAAAUAGGAAUUCAUUCCUAUACUUCCAAAUGUACCAUUUUAAAAGGGAGAAGCAACUUGCCCACUAAUCUUGAUCUUCGUUCAUAUCACUCCCUUCCAAAUUAAUUCAGAACCACUCAUCAUGGCUGGCUGUGAAGAACCUGCGAUGUUUUUGCAGUGGAACAACCAUGUAACAAAUUUUUUGCGAGGCC
Messenger RNA from Linum trigynum, 3180 nucleotides. The record is from the annotation of a GenBank genome assembly. NCBI's taxonomy places the organism in Eukaryota, Viridiplantae, Streptophyta, Magnoliopsida, Malpighiales, Linaceae.